CUUUUUUUGGCCUCGAUGGCGGCAACCCCAGCCUCCCUCCUAACGUCCUCCGCCUUUGGGACUAAGCGGGAAGCUCACGUUAGUGGCAGCCAAGGAGAGGGGUUGGCUGUGCCAGGACUAAAGAGGGAGGGGAGGGGAAAAAGCAAGUUUCGCCCACCCCACGUUCGGGCGGAGGGGCGGGAGCUGCGCGUCCAGGCCGGGCCAAGCAGUGUCUUGGGUUCUCUGCAUCUCUUCGGGAGCGGCGCGGGAAGGAUGCUGGUCCGCAGGGGCGCGCGCGCGGGGCGCGGGAUGCCGCGGGGCUGGGCCGCCCUCUGCUUGCUGAGUCUGCUGCCCCCUGGGUUCACAAAUACAAAUUUGACUGCUAUUGCCAUAGCAUCAUCUACCCCAGGAAUAUCUUCAACUGUCCCUACAACUACAUUUAACCAGGAAAGCACAAUAUCAAAUACUUUUGGAAACAUCAGCCUCUACAUUGUCUCUUAUGACAGCAAUGGAACCACAACAGCCAUCUCAGAGCCUACAAGCAAUUUCACAUCUACCUCUGGGAUCACCCCAGUCCCUGGAACCAUGAACUCUUCUGUCCAGUCACAGACCUCUUUAGCCACCACAGUGCCUUCUACCCCCAUCAGCUUUACAACUUCAGAGAAGAUCUUGCAGCCCAGCCUGUUGCCUACAAAUAUUUCAGAUUCCCCAUACAAUAGUACCAGCCCUGUGACAUCUCCCACUAACACCUAUCCAUCAUUUUCUUCUACCCAAAAUACCAUCAAGAGAGAAAUAAAAUGUUUAGGAGUCAAAGAAGUGAAAUUGACCCAAGGUAUCUGCCUGGAGCGAAAUGAGACCACCAGCUGUGAGGAGUUUGAGAAGGACCAUGGAAAGGAACUGACCCAAGUCCUAUGUGGGAAGGAGCAGGCUGGGCCCGAGAUGUGCCCCUUGCCCCUGGCACAGUCUGAGACUAACCCUCACUGCCUGUUGCUGGUCUUGGCCAACCAAACAGAAGUUUCCAGAAUGCUCCAACUUCUGGAAAAGCAUCAGUUUAACCUGACAAAGCUGGGCAUCCAAAACUUCUCUAAGCAAGACGUUGGGAGCCACCAGAGCUACUCCCGAAAGACCUUGAUUGUGCUGGUCACCUCAGGGUGUCUGCUGGCUGUCUUGGGCACCACGGGCUAUUUCCUGAUGAACCGCCGCAGUUGGAGUCCCACAGGAGAACGGCUGGGCGAAGACCCUUAUUACACGGAGAACUGUGGAGGCCAGGGCUAUAGCUCAGGCCCUGAGGCCUCCCCUGAGGCUCAGGGAAAGGCCAGUGUGAAUCAAGGGGCUCAGGAGAACGGCACCGGCCAGGCCACCUCCAGAAAAGGCGGUUCAGCGAGACAACACGUGGUGGCUGAUACUGAACUGUGACUCGGCUGGGUGGGGUGAGACUGGGCAAGGUCUGGGGAAGGAGCCCCUCCCUGCCUCUGAGCGUGUGCUGCCUCCCUGCUGGAGGAGCCAUCUCUUACCUUCAACCUUUUCCCACUGCACACACCCUAGGAGGCUGUUCCUGGGACCCUGCCCUUUACCAGGCUGAGGGGUUCUCUACAUCUUGGGAAGAGGCAGGUAGCUCCUGCCCUUUGCACAUUCAGCUCCCUGCACCCAGCCUCCGGGCUGCUCUGAGUAAAGGUGUGAUGGGGAAAGUCAAGGUUCAGAGAAACUCCUGGGGGGGCGGGAGGGGGGGCG
Hippopotamus amphibius kiboko is the source of this 1710-nucleotide messenger RNA. It is a transcript of the gene CD34, whose product is annotated as CD34 molecule. Gene Ontology annotation, biological process: cell-matrix adhesion. The record is from RefSeq and is a predicted model, not a curated record. Lineage: Eukaryota; Metazoa; Chordata; Mammalia; Artiodactyla; Hippopotamidae. The coding region runs from base 16 to 1395 and encodes 459 amino acids. The transcript is spliced from 8 exons. Gene Ontology annotation, cellular component: membrane.